AUAGACGUAGCUAUAGCCCUGAAUGCUAUUUUGGCCACGGCUAUGCAUACGUGGACCGUGCCCUCAUCUCGAGAUUGAAACCCAGGCACAGCCCACGACGACUUUAACACUCUUGCAUUCCGGUGACGGAGAGCAGACUAGUUCUAUGGACAACGCGUGGCAUCGGACCGGACUAUCGGAAUAUCAUCGCACGUCCUAUGGGAUUAAACUCACAAAACGUUACGAAUUCCGAGUUAAUGCACGAUAGGAAGCUUUAAAGUAUCCAGUGAAACUCUUGACUUCAAACAAACUGCACUGUAAUGUCGGAAGCUAGUCCUGCAGGGGAAGGGGCACCUUCCAAAAAAGCACUCAAGAAACAGCAGAAGGAAGCCGAGAAGGCAGCCAAGAAGGCCGAGCGUCAGGCACAACAGGCAGCUGACGCUGAGGCUGCAGAGGGCGAGGAUUAUGCCAAGGACCGCUAUGGAGUGGCUCGCAUGAUCCAAUCCCACGAAAAACCAGAUCGGAAGUUGGUGAAAGUGGGUUCGCUGACCUCUGCCCUCUCCGACCAGACGGUGUGGGUGCGUGCUAGGCUACACACCGCCAGAGGAAAAGGCAAGCAGUGCUUUGUAGUUCUACGUCAACAGCAAUUUACUGUUCAGGGAAUUUUGAAUGUUAACGAGACAAUCAGCAAAGCUAUGAUCAAAUUUGUCAGUGGCACGACUAAGGAAUCGAUUGUGGAUGUUGAAGGCAUUGUCGCUGUCGUGCCACAAAAGAUCGAAAGCUGCACCCAGCAAGAUGUGGAACUACGCAUACAAAGGUUUUACGUGGUCAGCCAGUCGGCGCCCCGCCUCCCACUCCAAAUUGAGGACGCCUCCCGGCCCAAGGGGGAAGAGGAAGAUGGCGUCCAGGCCCCGACGGUCAAUCAGGACACCCGGCUGGACAAUCGCAUUCUGGACCUCAGGACUCAGACUAACCAAGCCAUUUUCCGGUUGGAGGCCGGCGUGUGCCAACUCUUCAGGGAGGCUCUCAGGAAACGUGACUUUGUCGAGAUUCACACCCCAAAGAUCAUUUCUGCCGCCAGCGAGGGUGGUGCUAACGUCUUCGCUGUCUCUUACUUCAAAACCAGUGCCUACCUCGCCCAGUCGCCUCAGCUGUACAAGCAGAUGGCCAUAGCCGCCGACUUCAGCCGGGUCUUCACCGUCGGAGCUGUCUUCAGGGCUGAGGAUUCCAACACCCAUCGUCAUCUGUGCGAGUUCGUCGGGCUGGACUUAGAGAUGGCCUUUGACUAUCACUAUCACGAGGUUUUGGAUGUAAUUGGUGGAAUGUUCACCGACAUCUUCCGUGGACUCCGCGACCGCUUUGCCACUGAGAUCACCACUGUCAACAAGCAGUUUCCGGCCGAGCCUUUCAAGUUCCUGGAGCCAGCACUCCGUCUGGAGUUCCCGGAAGCUGUCAAGAUGCUAAGAGAGGCAGGAGUGGAAAUGGGAGAUGAAGAUGACCUCAGCACCCCGAACGAGAAGCUACUUGGGCGUUUGGUGAGGGCAAAAUAUGACACCGACUUCUAUAUUCUGGAUAAAUACCCACUAGCUGUGCGACCCUUCUAUACAAUGCCGGAUCCCAAUGACCCUAAAUACUCCAACUCGUACGACAUGUUCAUGAGGGGAGAGGAGAUCCUGUCUGGAGCCCAACGGAUCCACGACCCGGAAUUCCUGUCGGAGAGAGCCAGGCACCAUGGGAUAGAUCUGGAGACGAUCAAGGCCUACAUUGACUCAUUCCGUUAUGGGGCGCCCCCUCACGGCGGCGGCGGAAUCGGCAUGGAGCGAGUUGUCAUGCUGUACCUGGGACUGGACAAUGUACGUAAAACGUCCAUGUUUCCCCGCGACCCCAAAAGGCUGACUCCGUAGAAUUGAUUUUGUUCCGGCGAUGGUAUCAGCUCCACGUGGCUCAUUAAAUCACCAAACCUUAAAGGCUUAUGCUUAUAUUUUUGUGUUGAAUUUUGUUAUAGGGGCUUCUGAAUGGUAUUUUCUUAGACCUGAGAGCUAUGUAAACGUACUGUGUAGAAAACAUAAGAAAUAAAGUAGAUAGGGUCCUGGUGAUGACAAGCGGUCGGUGACCGUUUCCUAACCUUGUGCCUACAUGGAUAAAGUCAUAAGACGGGUUCUUUCGGUGUGCAGAUGCGAUUCAAAUGGGAGCUUGUAACAUCGUUGCUUGCCAGUGAUUGGAACAAAACGAAUGUCUCAAAGGUGUUCUUUUCCACGAUGGAUCGAACAGAUAUGCGAUACUUUUUCGGUAUAUUCAUUUUUCAGAGAAUUGUCGGGCCCCCAAAAGUCGGAUUUCUUAAGUGUCGUUUGAUAAAAGCCUGGGUUAUAUUCAGUCAAUUUUGAGUGACUUGCUGAAAGUAGUCCCACGUUGACAAAAAGAUUAAGUAAAGGGCAAAAAGGGAAAUUAGACACUUGCGUCAAACGAGUUUGAAGUCAAAAAGGUUACCCAGGGUUUUUUUCUCUUUACUGUAGCCCAAAUCUGUGUAUUGCACCCCGAUUAAAACCCCUGCCUUUUUCAACCCUUUUUCAUACUAACAGUUAUCCUACAAAGACACCAGUAGCCUUUAGUCAGGGUGCGUGGCAGUUGCACCAGUCUUUUUUUCUUGCGACUUUAACGACCUCACUGAUCUGUUGACAUGUUGUCCGCAUCCUUGGUGCCAUAUGCGCCCUGAUUAAAGGCUAACAAGAGCGGAUUGGUAAAUGGAGUAAGAAAGAAGGUGACUGUGAAAAAUUUAAUGUUUGGAGAGGUUCCAAAAACGAGUAUGAUAUGUUUUUAAAUGCUUGAAAAUCUCACAUUAAAGCGGUGUUGUUACAUAGCAUCCGGUCACAUUUACAACACUGUAUUAACGUGAUAUUUGAAGAGAUGCUUUGCAAAGGCCAUGGAUUUUGCAUACCAUCUGCAUUUUGUUUUAGGAUGUCAACUAUAGUGAGACUAUUACUAGGCCAAAUAAUUCGACUUUGAGAAAAUGCGUUCAUUUGUAUCUCCGAGGGUUAUUAACUUCUCAUUGCUGAGAAAUUAUGUUGAUGAUUAUUAGGUAUGCAUAUUUUAGGUUUUAUUUUUGGACCAAUUUUGAAUCGAGGGUCAGAAUUUUGUUCUUAGUUUUGGUGGUAGGUUUCACAACAUGUACUUGCAUCUUUUCCUGUCAGGUGUUUUCAAUAAAAUUUAUCUCCUCUCUGA
Messenger RNA from Acanthaster planci (crown-of-thorns starfish), 3198 nucleotides. RefSeq names its product aspartate--tRNA ligase, cytoplasmic-like. Gene Ontology annotation, biological process: aspartyl-tRNA aminoacylation. The record is from RefSeq and is a predicted model, not a curated record. NCBI's taxonomy places the organism in Eukaryota, Metazoa, Echinodermata, Asteroidea, Valvatida, Acanthasteridae. Gene Ontology annotation, molecular function: ATP binding; RNA binding; aspartate-tRNA ligase activity. Gene Ontology annotation, cellular component: cytoplasm; aminoacyl-tRNA synthetase multienzyme complex; cytosol.